AUGGCGCCGACCGUGGCCUCGUCGACACGGGAGCGGUUGAGAAAGAUGGCUUUACUCAACCCGCUACCUCUUGCCGGCUCCCAAUUCCUUCCUCGCGACGUCUAUACGAUACCUACAGAUGAGCCACCUCGGAGCAAUGCACCCGUUGCGAGCAGCGAAAGACGUCCACCACCCGGCUCACAGGACUCACCACUUUCCGAGGACGAAUUAGAAGCAGUUUACGGCACCAAUAUAGCAUCAUCGCCUCCAAAUGUCGCAGCUCAUUCCAGACAAUCUGGCGCUCUAUUCGUCAGCACAGUAUCCUCAGCGCCAUCGAAAUCAGCAGGCGCUCCUCGACCCACCGAGCCAAGGAAGGUACGAAAGACGCCUGCCAAGCAUCUACCAGAGAAAGAAGUUGGGAACAAGAAAAAACGUCGUCUUCCGGUGCACGAACUUAUGUUAGUGGCGGCACCGGCUCCAGAUGUGCUUCAUGAUCCAGUCAGCCGCUACACCGGUCAAGAGGCACAGGAUCCGAUAGAUGGCACUUCGCACUCCGAGCGGCAAUCUAGCGAUGAGGAAGGCGCAGGCGUUAAAGCACCGCUCACUUCGAUCCGAAAACGGCUCAAGACACCCAAGUUUACACACAGAUCCGUAGUCGCUCUCAGAAAGAAGCAACAGCAGCGUGCAACGCCGUUCUUUCCGUCGGCACGGCACACUCACGACCUUGGGGAUGGCUUCAGCGCGUUGGAGCGGAAGCCCAUAGCACGGCGCCUGGUCACGACUGCAGGACGCACGCCAAAGCCGCUACGACACAUCAAUGCACUUACGAUCGGAACUGGUCCGUUGCCUGGCGUCUCAUUCGCGACAAGCAGCAGCUCUGCUCAUCGGUCGGAUGCCACGUCUCUCGACCGAAAACCACAUACUUCUAGCGAGCAACGAUCUGAGGGAGCGCUGAGACGGCGGGUCAGUUUCAGCGACGAAGUCUUGGCACGAUUGUCCACGAUUGCCGCGCCAAGGCGAGCGUAUUCGAUAUCCUCAGAAGAGAGCGAGGAGGAGAUCGAGGAGGACGAUUUUCUGGACGACGCUUCCGCGAGCUCAGUAGCCUCUGAGCAACCCGAGCGGAUGUCGCGUGAUCCGUCUCCGAGCGCAGGAUCGGUAGGCAUUGCAUCGAGAAGGCCUAUGGGCAAGCGACUCAUUGAGGUGAACGAAGCGAUUUCCUCCCCUUCUACUUCCGAGAGUGAUGGCUGGGCUCAGCUCACUGCGUCCAACACACGACAAAACAGCCGAGCCGCCAAUUCGGAGAUCAACCUCGACGCGAACAGUCGCUAUUUCACCUCAGCUACUCGGAUGCUUGGCGAAACUUCCACAAAACCACGAAUCAUCAAGCAACGCACUUCUGAUCGAUGGGCUUUGUACUAUCACGGCCAGAAGGAGAUCCAAGUACCUUAUAGCGAAUCCCACAUCGCUGAGUCGUCGACUGCCAUUCGCGAGACCUCACCUGAACCGCAGGACUUCACCUCGCAUCAGCUCCGUCUCCUAAAGAGAGGUCCCGCGGCAGAUUGGACUUGCCCCUAUAGGUAA
This is a messenger RNA of Pseudocercospora fijiensis CIRAD86, 1560 nucleotides long. RefSeq lists its product as uncharacterized. The record is from RefSeq and is a predicted model, not a curated record. Bases 1 to 1560 code for a protein of 519 amino acids. The transcript is spliced from 3 exons. Lineage: Eukaryota; Fungi; Ascomycota; Dothideomycetes; Mycosphaerellales; Mycosphaerellaceae.